Messenger RNA from Colletotrichum abscissum, 954 nucleotides. RefSeq lists its product as uncharacterized. The transcript has 2 exons. The record is from RefSeq and is a predicted model, not a curated record. Lineage: Eukaryota; Fungi; Ascomycota; Sordariomycetes; Glomerellales; Glomerellaceae. Bases 1 to 954 code for a protein of 317 amino acids.
AUGAGCUCGUCAAAUCCCUACAUCAGCAAUGGUACAUGCUACCACGGACCAGGAGACGAGGUGGGAGAAUGGUUUCCGUGUGGAAAUGCAGACCUUGGGUACAAGACUUGUUGCCAGGGCGGCGACAUGUGCUUGUCAAGCCACGCUUGCUACAAUGGUCGGUUCGGAAUCACAUAUCUCGCGGGCUGUAGCGACCCAGACUAUCGAGACGCGAGUUGUCCGGAUAAAGGAGCCAUGAGUGAUCAACCAUGGGCAGGUCUAGUCUACUGCAACGGCACUUCAGAACAAUGGGUGGCUUGCGAACAAUCGGCGAAGCCCACGACUUUGACAUCAGCAGACGUGUGCUGGUGCCCACAAACAUCCCGAACCGUCGCCUUCACCGAUUCCUCGAUCCUCCAAAACGUUGUACAGCUUCCGACCUCACUUGGAGGAAGCGUCAUCUGGCAGCCUGGCUAUGUCCCGAUUCUUACACAGCCCAAUACAACCCCGAAUCCAACUUCACCUGCCCCGACGACCGCUCAAGCUCAGCCUCCCACAACUACAGCAUCAAGCACAACGUCACAGCCGACUGCGACACAAACCUCUUCAUCAGACGAUACGGCGGGUCUGACGACAACUACCAAAGUCGGACUCGGCGUUGGUAUCGCGGGAGGGUGCCUGGUCCUCAUGGCUGCUUUGAUAUACAUAUGGUACUCCAGAAGGAAAUUGCGACAAACGGGGGCGGCAGAGAUGGGUAAUGCGACUGAAAAGGGAAAUGGGUACGAAGGCGGUAUGGCCAAGCCAUAUGAAGCGAAUUCGGCGCGGCCAGAGUCCGAAGCAACCGAGUUAGACGGCACCUCCCGGCCCUUCAAAUUCGAACCAGCGGGCUUUGGAUACAGGGGCAGUCCAAAAUUGGAACUAGAUAAAGGAUGGGCACAAUCGCCGAAGACUCCAGUGGCAGAGUUGCCUGGAUAG